AUGGCCGAAAAGAAGACUGUUUCUUUCGCCGAGAACGUCGAAAUUGGAGGAUUUACUGGAAAUCCCGAGGAACAUCGACGCUUCCUUAAGCGAAUUGCCGAGGGUGACGGAGCAACCGUUGUCGACGAGGACGAUGAUAACGAGCGAGUACCCAAAAAGAUCCCGCGUCUUGAUGAACCAGAAGAAGACGAGAAGAAAAAGAAGCACACUUUGGACAGCGAUGAAGAAGAGGACGAGGAUCACAAACGAAUGGACUCGAAAAAGAUUGAAGGACAAGAAGAUAGCACUCUCGACUUCGAUGAAAACAUCAAGAUCACGCCAUUCAAUAUGAAAGAAGACGAGGAAGAGGGUCACUUUGACGAGACCGGGAAUUUCAUCUUUGACCGCAACAAAGAGGAUAUAAAAGACGCGUGGUUGGACAACAUCGAUUGGGGUCACAUCAAGAAGAAGGCUGGCGAGCAUUGGGAGAAGUUCGAGGACGAAGAAGAAGCGUUGCCACCAACAAUGGAUGAUGGGAGAAGAAAGGAGAUCUUCAAACUACUAAUCGAGCUGUUGAAACCCGAUCAAUCCGUCACAAAGGCGCUUUCUGAGAUUCGAAAGUCAAAGAAGUUAACACCAGCCGAAGAACGAAAGCUUCGAUGGGCGGCAAAAAAAGAGGGCAAAACUUUGGAUUCGGACAACAAUCAAAAACUGACUACAGAAUUGAGUGCACUUGCUGAUGAGCUGAUCUCCGCGGGCCAUAUGGAUGCCUACGAGUGGAACCGAGAAAAAGUUGAGUACAACUUGAAAAGAUUGGACAAUGUUGCAGUAGACGAUGUGGAUAUGUUUGGUGAUGAAUCAGUUGCUGCUACUUCGGCUACAACCGAAACGAAUACUCAGAUAUUAGACGAAGAAAUCAUGUGGGAAUAUAAAGAAUCAGGUGAUGCGAAAAUCGAGGGCCCGUUCACUUCACAACAAAUGGCCGAUCGACAAGCCAAUGAGAAACUUUCGGCAAAGGGAGUCGCAAGGAAAAUGGUUGAAAGCAAAGACCAGGCGCAAAAAGAUGCGGGCUCACCGUUCAAACACGAAGAGGGAUUCAACCCGUUUCUAUUUUUUUCAGUCGCAAUCAUUUUCUCUGGCGUAAUUCUUCUCAUUGUUUGGGUGAUAAAGGUGCGAAAUGACGAGGAAACUGCGAAAAAGCGACGAGCCGCUAUGAUGGCAAUGAUGCAGAAUGAUGAUGAAGGGGAUCGACGAGCACAAAACGUGGCGGGUGGUCGACGAGCAAGAAACCGGCGACGAGUGAAUCUCGACGACGAAGAUGGGUUCGUUCAACACUUAAUGCAACAAGAAGAAGAAAAUUCUGAUGGUGAAAAUGGGGCAGACUUCUCGAAUUUGCCCGAAAAUCACGAAGGAAUCGGUGCCAAAAAGCUGGCGAAACUGCAAGCAAAAGCUGAGAAAAAAGCCGCCCGCGAAGCAGAACUUGUCGAAAGAGAGGAACGGAAGAAACGAGAAGCCGAAAAGGAUAAACAACGAGAAACGGAACGGGAAAAAGAGCGACAAGAGGAAGAAGCUGAAUUGGAACGACUCCGCAAAGAGAAAGAAGAACGGGAGAAGCGAGAACUUGAAGAAUAUCUGAAGUUAAAAGAGUCAUUCAUCGUCGAAGAAGAGGGUUGCGAUGAGAUCGUUGGAGAGGAGGCCGAAAAUCUGAUGCUACAAUUCGUGAAUUAUAUAAAAGACAGCAAGGUUGUGAACAUGGACGAAUUAGGAGCUCAUUUUGGAUUCAACACUGAAGAGGCGGUGAAACGAGUGAAAUUCUUCAUGGAAAACGGUGAUUUGACAGGCGUGAUGGACGAUCGAGGGAAAUUCAUCUACAUCACAACAGAAGAACUUGAUGCAGUAGCCCAAUUUGUGAAUCAACGUGGACGUGUGACAAUUACCGAGCUCGCCAAUUACAGCAAUCGAUUAAUUCGCCUCGAUGCGGCUAAUGCAGAAUCUACA
Messenger RNA from Mesorhabditis belari, 1977 nucleotides. NCBI's taxonomy places the organism in Eukaryota, Metazoa, Nematoda, Chromadorea, Rhabditida, Rhabditidae. The record is from the annotation of a GenBank genome assembly.